Molecule: messenger RNA, 744 nt
Organism: Amaranthus tricolor (Joseph's coat)
Lineage: Eukaryota; Viridiplantae; Streptophyta; Magnoliopsida; Caryophyllales; Amaranthaceae
Product: phytosulfokines-like
Exons: 2
Coding region: 177-422 (81 amino acids)
Biological process (GO): cell population proliferation
Cellular component (GO): extracellular region
Molecular function (GO): growth factor activity
Source: RefSeq, a predicted model, not a curated record
UCUUCCAGAAGCUCACACCAAUCGAUUUAAAACUCUAUAUAACUCUCCUCCAUCUAAAGACCAAGUCUACAAUUCGAUCAAAACAAAAAUCUCUCUCUAAAUCAUUGUUUCUCUCUCUUCCUCUAAUAUUAUUUUUUUAAACACCAACUAUUUUAUAUUUUUUCAAGAAAAAAAAAAUGGAAAUUGAUAUGACCAGAUAUAGCACUACCUUUUUAAUUAUUGCUAUCCUUUUUUUCUCAUCCACUUUCAUUUAUGCUGCUCGUCCCUUGCCAGCUUCUCAUAACCAGAAAGCAGAAAUAAAGGAAAGUAUGAAGGUGGAUGAGGUUGAAUCCUGUGGAGAAGUUAAUGAAGAAGAGUGUCUGAUGAGGAGAACACUUGUGGCUCAUACUGAUUAUAUUUAUACUAACCAACAAAAUCCUUGAUCAUAAUAAUUAUUAAUGAUAAUGGAUGAAUAAGCUUAUAUUUGCUUCUUUUGUCUAAUUAAUUUAAUUGGUAUAUUAUUAUUAAUAUUUCAAUUAGUUUUAAAAAAAAUAAUGGAUAAGUUUAUAGUUUACAAUUUACUAGAGUUAUACGGAAUAUUUCAGACCAUCAUCAGCCAUGUGUGCUUUUGGUGUUCUACUCAAAUUUAUUUUUUUCUAAGUACUUGGAUUGUUAUGAGUGGCCUAGGCUUUAUGUAUAUUAAUACAGCUUCCGAUGUUACAUAAAAGUUUAAUAUUAUUCCUUUUAUUCGUUAUUAUUGCGAAA